Messenger RNA from Mandrillus leucophaeus (drill), 5157 nucleotides. RefSeq names its product fucosyltransferase 4 (alpha (1,3) fucosyltransferase, myeloid-specific) (gene FUT4). Gene Ontology annotation, cellular component: membrane. The annotation marks the transcript as partial. The record is from RefSeq and is a predicted model, not a curated record. Gene Ontology annotation, molecular function: alpha-(1->3)-fucosyltransferase activity. Lineage: Eukaryota; Metazoa; Chordata; Mammalia; Primates; Cercopithecidae. The transcript is spliced from 2 exons.
AACGUCGCGAGGCCGCCCCCCGACUGCCGGCUGCGCUUCAACAUUAGCGGCUGCCGCCUACUCACCGACCGCGCGUCCUACGGAGAGGCUCAGGCCGUGCUUUUCCACCACCGCGACCUUGUGAAGGGACCCCCCGACUGGCCCCCGCCCUGGGGCGUCCAGGCGCGCAGUGCCGAGGAGGUGGAACUGCGAGUGUUGGACGACGAGGAGGCAGCGGCGGCGGCAGAAGCCCUGGCGACCUCCAGCCCCAGGCCCCCAGGCCAGCGCUGGGUUUGGAUGAACUUCGAGUCGCCCUCGCACUCCCCGGGGCUGCGAAGCCUGGCAAGUAACCUCUUCAACUGGACGCUCUCCUACAGGGCAGACUCGGACAUCUUCGUGCCUUAUGGCUACCUCUACCCCAGGAGCCACCCCGGCGACCAGCCAUCAGGCCUGGCCCCGCCACUGUCCCGGAAACAGGGGCUGGUGGCAUGGGUGGUGAGCCACUGGGACGAGCGCCAGGCCCGGGUUCGCUACUACCACCAGCUGAGCCAACACGUGGCCGUGGACGUGUUCGGCCGGGGCGGGCCCGGGCAGCCGGUGCCCGAAAUUGGGCUCCUGCACACAGUGGCCCGCUACAAGUUCUACCUGGCUUUUGAGAACUCGCAGCACCUGGAUUAUAUCACCGAGAAGCUCUGGCGCAACUCGUUGCUCGCUGGGGCAGUGCCGGUGGUGCUGGGCCCCGACCGUGCCAACUAUGAGCGCUUCAUGCCCCGCGGCGCCUUCAUCCAUGUGGACGACUUCCCAAGUGCCUCCUCCCUGGCCUCGUACCUGCUUUUCCUAGACCGCAACCCCGCAGUCUAUCGCCGCUACUUCCACUGGCGCCGGAGGUACGCUGUCCACAUCACCUCCUUCUGGGACGAGCCUUGGUGCCGGGUCUGCCAGGCUGUCCAGAGGGCUGGGGACCGGCCCAAGAGCAUACGCAACUUGGCCAGCUGGUUUGAGCGGUGAAGCGGCCCUCCGCUGGAAGUGACCCAGGGGAGGCCAAGUUGUUACCUUUUGGUCCUCUACUGUGCAUCUCCUUGACUGCCGAAUCCUGGGAGUAAGUUCUUCAAACACCUAUUUUUGCUCUAUGGGAAAAAGGCGAUUUUACCAAUGAAUGUUACUCGGCACAGAGAUGGGGGCCCGGUUUCCAUAUUUUUUGCACAGCUAGCAAUUGGGCCCCCUUUGCUGUUGAUGAGCAUCAUUGUUUAGGGGUGAAGGGGGGGCUCUUCUUCACCUUGUAACCAGUGCAGAAAUGAAAUAGCUUAGCUGCGAGAAGCCGUUGAGGCGGUUUCUCUGAAUUUCCCCGUCUGCCAUAGGCCGGAUUUGUGGCCCGUGCAGCCUCCAAAUCUCAUACACACUGUUACCGAUUCACAUUUUUCUGGACCGAGGUGAAGCAAAUUUCUGGUUGUAGAAGGAGCCUUGUUGGUGGAGAGUGGAAGGACUGUGGCUGCAGGUGGGUCUUUGUUGUUUGGAUUCCUCACAGCCUUGGCUCCUGAGAAAGGUGAGGAGAGCCGUCCAAGAGGGGCCGCUGACUUCUUUAAUAAAGUACUAUCUGUUCCCGUCCUGUGAAUGGAAGCAGGAUUGUCCUUGGAGGAGAGUUAAGAUGAAUACAUGGGUGCACCUCACUUUACAUAAGAAAUGUAUUCCUGAAAAGCUGCAUUUAAAUCAAAUCCCAAAUUCACUGACUUAGGGGAGUUCAGUAUUUAAUGAAACCCUAUGGAGAAUUUAUCCCUUUACAAUGUGAAUAAGCAUCUCCUAAUGUUUCUUCUGUCUUUCUGUUUUUCCAUAACCUGGAUUUUUUAAAGGCAUAUUAAAAUUACAGAUGUGAAAAUAAAGCAGAAGCAACCUUCUUCCCUCUUCCCAGAAAACCAGUCUGUGUUUACAGACAGAAGAGAAGGAAGCCACAGUGUCAGUUCCACACAAUUAUUUAUUUCAUGUCUUUACUGGACCUGAAAUUUAAACUGUAAUGCCAGUCCUGCAGGAGUGCUGGCAUUACUCUCUGCAGAACAAUGAAAGGUAUUGCACUACAUUAUGCAAUCAUAUAAAAGAAAAAAAAGUUUCAUGAUGUCUGUUAGUGGCAGUUUUAUCUCUGUCAGUUUUUAGUUAAAUGUUUAGAUCCUCGGAGUUACAUUAGUGCCUACUAUUAACUUACUCUUGUCUCUUGUUAAAGGCUAAAUCUGCACUUCUCCCUGGUGCCAGCAGGUUCCCCUCGUAGUCAACGUAGUGGUAUAGCAUAUCCUCACAUUUCCAGUGCCCUUGGGACUGUGCUGUGGAACCAAUCUUGAACAUACGUGCAUUGAUUUGACAAAGUUACUGAGUAAGCAGCAUAUUCAGCAGGUGCCACUACAUAACUACUCUGUGCCAAACACUGAGCUUGAGGCCCUAGGGAAGACAGAGAAUUAUACAAGGCAAAGUUCUUCUCUUUAGGGCGCUUAUUAUCUGUCACUUCCAAAAAGUAAACAUGACUGAUAAAACAAUUGGCAGAACCUGUUUGAUUACUGUGACAGUCUUAAUGAUACCAUAAAUCAAUAUGAGAAAGCUAGUUGACUUAAAGCCUGAAAUAAUGGGAGUUUUCUCCUCCGCUUAUUAGAAUAAGGACCCUCAGUGACUAAUUAUUGUGGAUAGGGUCAAGAUUAACUAGUUUUAUACAGAGUUCUGCUGUAAAUAGUCAUUUUACAUUUGAUUAGUGCAAUUAACUGAAUCAAAAAGCAAGUUUUACCUCUCUGUACAUGUUUUUGCAGACAUACUUGAAAAAUUCACUUAAAUCUAGGUGCUUCAGUUCACUUUCUUGAGAGGAGAAAUGAAAAGCUUUGGAGAAAAUGUCCCCAUUGAAGUUUUAUAGUGAGGGCAGAAUUACAAUUACAAAGUGCCAGCCACCGAAUAAAGAUAAAAGUUCAGUUCUUAAAAUGAGUUUUUAUGAGAUAACAGUCAGUGAUCUUGAUAUUCCUGGGAUUCUACAUGGGGCAGUGGGAAAGAGUUCAGGUUUUGAAGGUAAUGUAGUUUAGAUUUGAAUUCCAGCUAUGUGACAUUGGGUAAAUUCGUAGUAGCCCUGAGCCUCAGCUUCCUCAUCUGUAAAAUGACUGAGGAAAAUACUUCACAAGCUCAUUUUGAGCACUUUAGGAAGUGAAAGUACCUAAAAUAGCAGGCACCCAACUGAUGAUUUUAUAUCUUCCUUCUUUGCUUGCAUUGAUUUCAGGAUAUCCUCUUACCAUUUAUAGGUCUAAAAUUAUAUCUCAAGGUAUGUUGUACAAUAAAUCUAAAAUAAAAAGGAUGAAUCAUGAUUACCAUUUAGAUUAAGCUGGACUUGCAAACUAGGAAGAAGCACCUAGGCUUUCUUUGAAUAUAUUUUGUUUGUUUGUUUUUGUCAAGCUCUAUAGUUAAAUUAGUAUCAUUUAUUUUACCAAUUUUUUUAGUAUUAAGUCCAUUUAGAACUAACCAUAUUAUUUAUGGAAUAUUUAGCAUGAGGAAGGUAUAAUUGCAUUUUAUUUAUUUAUUUAUUUUUGAGACGGAGUCUCUCACUGUCACCCCGGCUGGAGUGCAGUGGCAUGAUCUCGGCUCACUGCAACCUCCGCCUCCUGGGUUCAAGCGAUUCUCUUGCCUCAGCCUCCCGAGCAGCUGAGACUACAGGCACUCGCCACCAUGCCCAGCCAAUUUUUUGUAUUUUUAGUAGAGACUGAGUUUCACCAUGUUGGGCAGGCUGGUCUUAAACUCUUGACCUUGUGAUCUGCCUGCCUCAGCCUCUCAAAGUGCUGGGAUUACAGGUGUGAGCCAGCGUGCCCAGCCAUUGCAUUUUUACUCACAUACACGUUGUUAAUAUGGAAAAAUGUGUUAACACUAAUCUCAUCAGAGAGUAAGAUAAAUGUGGCAAUUGCUCAUUUUAUUUUGCAUAUAUUAAAUUGAGUAGGUUCAGCUCUAACAUACCUUAAGAAAAAUGCAUAUCAGUGCACUGUAUGUAUUUCAGAAUGCCUUUCCUAUGAUUGUCAUAUCCUACUUUAAGGCUUUUCCCUCAAAUUUAUGACAAAUUUAGUAUUUUUAGUACUUGAUGACUCUAAUUACAUGAAUGCACCUGGAAUGACAUUUGUAUCAGGAGACAGUCUGACUUGCUUUCAGUAUUCACAAGUUCUUUCCAGUUUCCAAGUCUUUCCCUAGCAGUAAUUCAGGGGAGAGAGGGGGGUUUCACAUAAAGAGCGUGCAAUUUGGAGUCAGAACCUGGGUAUGUGACUCUGUGGCCUUGAUGAAGCAAGUUAUUUAAACUCUUUUGAGUUUCAGCUUUCUCCUUUAUAAUGCAUGAAUGCCCAUCCCCCUACAAAACAAAGAUUGAUGACGUAUGCCAACGUGCUUUGUAUAUUGUAAAGUGCUAUAUAAUUAUAAGAUGUUCUAAAUUUUCAAGGAUCUAAACCAGGGAUUGGCAAACGUUUUUCCAGAGAGUAAAUAUUUCACACUUUGCAUAUAUAAUUUAUGGAGGUGUUGAGAGGAUAGAUUAGACACUUGAAGUACUCAGGAUAGUGCCUGGCAUGUAGGAAGCACCUGGAAAAUAUUCGCUGUGAUUACCAUCAGUCCGUUUUACCGGGGAAGGAGCCAAGGUCCAGGCCCACUGAAGGAUGUGCAUAAGAUUACAGUAGCAGUGGCAGAACCAGCCAUGCUUGUGCAAAUCACAAUCCCUUUGAGCCUCUGUCACCUGAACUGCAAAAUGAAUGGGUUAGACAAAAUCAUCUCUUGGGACCUCCUAGUUCCACUUGCUGUCAUUCUACUAACUGGCACCCUAAGGUUGAAAGUGCUAAUCUGCUUUCCAGUGUGGCUUCCUUACAGUCUGGAACUGACAAUAUGCAGGAGCAGUAAACUGGUAGAAAACCAGGAAUCAGAGAAAGAAAAUAUGAUUUAGCUUCAAAGAUGUAAAUUACAUAUAUAGUAUACUAUAUAUUUUUUUAAAGCAUUAUAUGCCUCAGAUAUCAGGGAAAGGAGCCAAGUCCUUGGUAUUUAGUUUGGUGAAUACUUGCAUUGAAUACAUGUCAAGAUGUCAUUUUUGAAAGUGUCUCAGGGAUUUCUAUGCUACAGAUUAUUUUAACAAAUCAAAUGUUUAUGUACACAUGUUCAGAUUUUUUGACAAACUGAUUAAAAUAAUAAGAUGGAAAAUGA